UAAAGAGUCGCUUCGUUCGUUACUGUCACAACUGUACUGCUGAUGCCCCGGAGAGCACAGCAACAAAACAACACGCUCAUUCAGUCGCUGUCUGGAAUUAAUGGGGCUUUUUUAGCUUCUUAAUACGACUCGGACCGUGACCGCUAGUCGUCUGUGUCGGUGCAGCAUAUUAUCUCUAUAUAAAACAUAUAAAACCGCCUUUGUUUUUGGACCGCGUAGCCAAGGUGGACUUGGGCCGGAAUGGCGGCUAGCCGGCUAGCUUCAAUGCACCUUUAACCUCUUGUGUGGAUUUGCACUUAAGUACCCAUAGUGUGGCUAAUUCUUACUUUAGCCAUACAUAUUUCGUUCCAAUUUUCCAAUGAAAAGCUUAUUAGCAACUUUUAACAGCAGCGCCUCGUUAGCUUUCUUGGCAUCCGAGAAUGGGGCUCUUUGGGCGGCCGUAGCGCUCACUCGAUGCCGCGGUUCGAUAUGGGCCCAGCCAAUGAAUUAAGGUCACCACGCUAAUGCUAGCUUUACUAUAUACUAAACGUAAUUUUUGUUGAGUCCUCCAUCAAAUUACGUCUUGCGAUUUAUUAAUCUUCGUUAAUUAAUGUAAAUAAUGCUGUUUUGUCAGCUAGCUGCUAGCUAGCAUUACAUAUCCACCUCUUGACAUUCUACUGAGUUUCCCACCACAAAAGUGGAUACGCAAGUUAAUCUUUACGUCGGUGUUGUAAAAUUAUGAAAAGAAAAUUAAACGACUGAUCCCACAUGACUUGUUGGGAGUCGCCAGUCUGCUGUGCGCUACUCAAGCUAACCUUUUCAACAAGCCCUUUCUUGGACAUGUUCAAGUUUAAGCAGCGUUUUGUUUUCCUUUUACUGACUUGCAAAGCGUCGUGACAGAUGUGGACAAGCCUCACAAGAGUGCCGAAGGAAAAAUGAGCAGGUUCGUGUUGUGAAAGUGCAGAAGAAAGUUGAGCUAACAGCUCUUUGCAAGAGGAACAUGGCCAUAACGAGGGGACAGCAGCAGAUAAAUGACUGAAGACAUGAGUCUCCGCCAGCCUACUUCCACCCUUGACAGCCCCUUCGCCGCUUGGCUGAGCAGUCUGAGCGUCGGGGACUCUGAACGGAAGUCCGGUCAGCAGAGGGACCCGCAGGUCGACCCUGCCAAUGAGAGCGCAGGCACUGGACUGGUCCAGAGAUGUGUGGUGGUGCAGAAGGACCAGCUGGGAUUCGGUUUCACCGUUUGCGGAGAGCGGGUAAAGCUGGUGCAGAAUGUGCGAGCAGGCGGUGCAGCCGUCAAGGCCGGAGUCCAGGAAGGAGACAGAAUCAUAAAGGUGAACGGCUCGCUGGUGUCCUCCAUGUCCCAUCAGGAGGUAGUGAAGCUCAUCAAAUCUGGACCAUAUGUAGCGCUCACGCUACAAGGUCCGCCCCCUUCACUGUGCUCCUUCCCCGCUGAUCCCACCUCUAAUCUAAGAAGUACUGCUGGCGGGGAGGCUCCGCCCCCACCAUCUUCGGGGUCAGGACUGAUCACUGGACCCAAACCACUACAGGACCCGGAGGUGCAGAAGCACGCCUCUCAGAUACUCAGGAAGAUGCUACACCAGGAAGAAAUGGAGCUGCAGGCCUUAAUGGAGGAGCGCUCGCGGAACCCGUCGCCAUCACUCGAAGAGCGAAUUGAAAGUGCCAAGAGGCGAGCACAGCAAGUGCGCGUCAAGCUUCGGCAGGAUGCGGAGGUAACGCGAUCAGAAAGCGUCACCAAUACUCGCUCGAUCACGCCCGGGGAAGCAGGACGUUUGUCGCUGGACUCGAGUGAGGGUGACCCAGAGACGUGCGAGAGUCCCCACUCAUCACCCUCAUCUUCUUUCCGGAGCUUUCUACACCGACGGCAGAGUUCCGACACGUUCACGUCCGAUUCGAGCGGCAGGGCCCAGAUCAUCGGGCCUGAAGAAGACGAGGACGAAGACGGGUACGCCUUCAACGAGAUGGACGGCCCCUUCCAGGACAUGGAGCUGCUGAAGUCGCGACCCGCCCACAUGACUGUCUUCCUAAGAUAUGUCUUCACACAGCUGCUGGACCCCAACCCGCUGCUCUUCUACUUGUCGGUGGAGGCGUACUUGAGCGCCACGCCCAAAGACGCCCGUUCCCUAGCACCGCAAAUUUGUUCCCACUUCCUCGAUCCAGACGCACCUUUGAAGCUCAAAGUACCAGACGAUUACUUAACUGACAUUGAGAGUCGCUUACACGCUCAGGAGGACAUCCGCGGGCCUCUGUCCGACUUGCAGCAGCAGGUGUUGCCCCACAUCCAGGACCAGCUUCUGGACUACAGGAACAAGCAGAUGAUGGGCCUGGGUGCACUCUUUGGCGAAGGUGACUUAUUGCUGCUGGACGGCGACCCGCUGAAGGAACGUCAGGUGGUGGACAAACAGGUUGCUGCCCUCUGGGAGAUUCUGUGCAAGCACGAAGAGGACAAAAGCUCUCCGCUAGCGUCGGCGAUGCUCCUGUACCUGCGUCACGCAGGGAUCAAGCUGCGAGACUCCAAGGGGUUCCCCGGUUUGAGCAUGGACAAGGAAAAGUGGCUGACUUUCCUCAAGGCCAAAAAGCCAAGCAGCACCAAGAAGGAGAAAGACGGUGAGGACAAGAAACGGAACCCCAUCCUGAAGUACAUGGGGAAGUCUCGAAGCACAUCUCAGUCCACAUUCCAUGUCCCGUUGUCCCCCGCCGAAGUGCGUUCAGGAAGCGUAAGGAACAUCAUUCAACAGUUUGAGAACCAUUCCGAGAUCGGGGGCGAUGACGGUGGCGAUCCGCAAGGGGAAGACGUAGUGAGCAGUCCGGCUACAUGUGUGCGUCUAGCGCGCAGCGAGUCUCUCAAGGCUCAGGGAGAAGGUCGACGGCGCGGGAUGGCGGCAUGCGGCGAGUCGGUUCCCCGCUCCCGCAGCGACGUGGACAUGGAGGACCCCGGCGAAGAGCGGGAAGGGCCGGGCCUCAGACUGCAACACAGCGCCUCGUCGUCAGCGUCCGGAAGCUCGGCCAGGUCCCUAGAGAACCCCACGCCACCAUACACGCCGCGAUCCAUCCGCAGAAGCAUGGAGUCGCCGUCGACCCCGUUACCGGACUCGGGCGCCCCCGAGGAGGAGUCAUGCGAGCGUCAGAACUGGCAGGAGACGGUGCCACCUCAACUCUUGGCCACACUCAACCCAAGGGAGGUGGAGCGCCAGGCGGUCAUAUACGAGCUUUUCACCACCGAGGCAUCGCACCUGCGUACGCUGCGAGUCCUGGACCAGGGUUUCUUCCAAAAGAUGAAAACUGUGCUAACACCAGAGGAGCUAUCCUGCGUCUUUCCUAACCUGCCUCAAGUCCACGAACUACAUGCCAGUCUCUGCGAGGCCAUGAGAAAGCGGAGAGAGUCAGUCAUCGUUCAAGAAAUCGGCGACGUUAUGCUAGCCAGGUUUGAGGGCGCUGCUGGCGAAGAGUUUCAGGAGCAGGCGUCGCAGUUUUGCAGGCGGCAGUCUCAGGCACUGGAGCUCAUCAAGAACAAACGACGCAAGGACCCCCGCUUCGCCCACAUCGUCCAGGAGUGCGAGGCUAGUCGCCACUGUCGUCGCCUCCAGCUGAGAGAUCUGCUGGUGUCCGAAAUGCAAAGGUUGACCAAGUACCCGCUUCUCCUGGACAACAUCAUCAAGCACACAGAGGUCUCCUCUUUCGACCUUCCGGCCCUCCGGCGGGCUCAGACCUGUUGCCGCGGAAUCUUACAGGCGGUCAACGAGGUGGUCAGGGAGACUGAACACCGCCACCAUCUCAGCCAAUACCAACGAAGGCUGGAUGUUGCUCCGCAGUUUAAGGGUCUGGACCUGAGCACCAAGAAGAUGAUUCACGAGGGUCCGUUGGUCUGGAAAGUCAAGGAAAAGCAGCUUGACAUCCACGCGCUGCUGCUGUCUGACUGCCUACUGCUGCUCCAGCGUGGCCCCGACGAGCGCUUGCUGCUGCGUCACCCGUCACGCUGGCUGGGCGGCGGCGGAGACAGCCCGCUGGUCAAGUUGGACUCACUGGUGGUGCGCUCCGUCGCCACAGACAACAAAGCGCUCUACGUCCUCAGCGCCAUGGAGAGGCAGAUGUACGAGCUGGUGGCCGGGACAGCAUCUGAGAUAAACAUCUGGAAGGACUUUCUGGAAAAGACUAUUGCAUCGGCUGCCGGCGCGACGGCCACAGUUUCCCCAAGUCUUGGUGCUCCGUCCCCGGUGGUGGACUCCAGCCCCGUUUAUUCAGAAAGCGCCGCCGGGGAGCAGACCCACGCUGCCGCUGGUGACCAAUCUUGCGUGUUGUACUUGGAAAAAGGGCACCGUGUUGGUGUGGCGGAGGCGGCUUUGCAGGACGUGGAAACGCUGCGGCAACUCCUCCUACUCGAACCAGAUGACGACGGAUGCCGUUAUAGUUUCCAAGAUGAAAGCCUCAACCCUUGGAAGGCGGAGUCGUCCUCUUCUUACUCAGCCUUCGAAGGAAUCAACGACAACGUCAAGCACGGUAACCUCUUGUACCUGGUGGCGCCCACCCGCCAGGGCGAGAGCACCACCGACCCGACGGACGACGCCACCGGGGACCCGUCGGAGGAGGCGGCGAGGCAGAGUCACGUGAUCAAAAACGUGGAGGAAAUCUUCCAUACCAUCGAGAACUUGACAGGGAAGCUGCGUCGGCUGAAGGACAUGGAGGGGGAGCAUCAAAAACUGCUGACGUCGCUCCACGGGGACGUGGAAGCGUGCGCGCCAUACCGGGUCUCGGCGGAGGGGGCGGAACUCUCUGCCCAAAAGGAAGGAUGCCCCGCCCAGCCCAGGAUUCAGUCUACUGGAUUGUGAAAACCACUCGGAGCAAAACCUCCGAUCACGCAGCACUUUAGCCACAAUGCAGACCCCGCCCCCCCUUUCCCCGCUUUAAGCCGACUGACUGUGUUUAGCACGUCUUAGACCAGAGGUUCUCAAACCGGGGUCUCCGGGCGUCAGCAAACCUUAUCUCGCAGGUUUGCCGAACGAUUUGCAAUAAGUUAUUUGAUGUAAUUUAGUAAAGAAGAGCAUACCUACUGUACACGCGAGGCCCGAACCCCAAAAGUUAGAGAAGGCCUGUCUUAGGCCACACCCACUACUGAGCUGGGAAACGAGCGGUGCGAAGAUCUGCUAAGCUUCCCAUUAAAUCAAUUUUUGUUUUAUUGUCGUGGAAUCGCACAGAAAAGCCGCACCUACUUCCUGGCGGAGGAAUGCUACCAAAGUCGAAACACCACGGCGAGCGUUCUGGCAUAAUGUUUCUAAAGGUGUUGCACAAAUGAAGCCACUGUAAGUUGUCAUGUUCCCUGUGUUUGUGACAUUAAAAUCACACAAUCAA
Molecule: messenger RNA, 5346 nt
Organism: Corythoichthys intestinalis (scribbled pipefish)
Lineage: Eukaryota; Metazoa; Chordata; Actinopteri; Syngnathiformes; Syngnathidae
Gene: arhgef11
Product: Rho guanine nucleotide exchange factor (GEF) 11
Exons: 39
Coding region: 1011-4826 (1271 amino acids)
Biological process (GO): intracellular signal transduction; G protein-coupled receptor signaling pathway
Cellular component (GO): cytoplasm
Molecular function (GO): guanyl-nucleotide exchange factor activity; G protein-coupled receptor binding
Source: RefSeq, a predicted model, not a curated record